Miniopterus natalensis is the source of this 3034-nucleotide messenger RNA. It is a transcript of the gene LEF1, whose product is annotated as lymphoid enhancer binding factor 1. Gene Ontology annotation, cellular component: beta-catenin-TCF complex; chromatin. Lineage: Eukaryota; Metazoa; Chordata; Mammalia; Chiroptera; Miniopteridae. Gene Ontology annotation, molecular function: DNA-binding transcription factor activity, RNA polymerase II-specific; RNA polymerase II cis-regulatory region sequence-specific DNA binding. Gene Ontology annotation, biological process: regulation of transcription by RNA polymerase II; canonical Wnt signaling pathway. The record is from RefSeq and is a predicted model, not a curated record.
CCGGCCCCGCGCUCGCUGGCCCCGCUUCCGCCCGCUGUCUUUACUUCAAGCAUCCUUCCAGUUUUCCUUUCCUCCCCCCCUUUUGUUGACCCCCUCUCUUCCUGUUGUCGCUUCGGGUGCUCCCCCAGCCGAGCGGAGAUUAAGGAGUGGUCGGGAUGCCCCAACUCUCAGGGGCAGGCGGUGGCGGGGGGGACCCGGAACUCUGCGCCACGGACGAGAUGAUCCCCUUCAAGGACGAGGGCGAUCCCCAGAAGGAGAAGAUCUUCGCCGAGAUCAGUCACCCCGAAGAGGAAGGCGACUUAGCCGACAUCAAGUCCUCCUUGGUAAACGAGUCUGAAAUAAUCCCGGCCAGCAACGGGCACGAGGUGGCCAGACAAGCACAAACCUCGCAGGAGUCCUACCAUGACAAGGCCAGAGAACACCCUGAUGACGGCAAGCAUCCAGACGGAGGCCUCUACAACAAGGGACCCUCCUACUCGAGUUAUUCCGGGUACAUAAUGAUGCCAAAUAUGAAUAAUGACCCAUACAUGUCAAAUGGAUCUCUCUCUCCACCCAUUCCGAGAACAUCGAAUAAAGUGCCCGUGGUGCAGCCAUCCCAUGCGGUUCAUCCUCUUACCCCCCUCAUCACUUACAGCGACGAGCACUUUUCUCCAGGAUCCCACCCGUCACACAUCCCAUCAGAUGUCAACUCUAAACAAGGCAUGUCCAGACAUCCUCCCGCUCCUGAGAUCCCUACCUUUUACCCACUGUCUCCGGGUGGAGUUGGACAGAUUACCCCACCUCUUGGCUGGCAAGGUCAGCCUGUAUAUCCCAUCACGGGAGGAUUCAGGCAACCCUACCCAUCCUCACUGUCAGUCGACACUUCCAUGUCCAGGUUUUCCCAUCACAUGAUUCCUGGUCCACCUGGUCCCCACACAACUGGCAUCCCUCAUCCAGCUAUUGUGACACCUCAGGUCAAGCAGGAGCACCCCCACACUGACGGUGACCUGAUGCACGUGAAGCCUCAGCAUGAACAGAGAAAGGAGCAGGAGCCCAAAAGACCUCACAUUAAGAAGCCUCUGAAUGCUUUUAUGUUAUACAUGAAAGAAAUGAGAGCAAAUGUCGUGGCCGAGUGUACGCUGAAAGAAAGUGCAGCCAUCAACCAGAUCCUAGGCAGAAGGUGGCAUGCCCUCUCCCGGGAAGAACAGGCUAAGUAUUAUGAAUUAGCGCGGAAGGAAAGACAGCUACAUAUGCAGCUUUAUCCUGGCUGGUCCGCAAGAGACAAUUAUGGUAAGAAAAAGAAGAGGAAGAGAGAGAAGCUGCAGGAAUCCACAUCAGGUAGGCACCGUGUGACUUUUCAGUCCAUUCUCAGGCCUCUGACAAACACCUUUGAAGUAGUUUGCAUCUUUCUACACACACUGCUUUAUUCUGCAGCUGUAUCUUGUGAUACUUCAACUCUGCUUUUCCUCCUGAAAUUCUUUAAAGAUGUUUCGGAGACCUUCUUUUCAGUGUGACUUUGUGGAGGCACAUCUGAGGACUCCUUUCCCCACCCGUCACCCAGAGCUCUGGCCAGCUGUGGUGGUUUGUUCUGUUUGGGUUUUGCUUCCAUUGUCUAUGUUCUCUUUGCUUUAUUAACACGUCUGCUCUUCUAUUUGCAUAACUCCUUACAGUAAAAUUGUUAUUAUGAUUCUAUAAUAUGCUCCCUUAUAUCCCCUUGAGAAUCUUUUCUGUGGUUCAGGUUAUUUAAAAAUAUAAAACAUGAUGAUAGGGUUUAUCUUUCCUGUACACUAAUUCAAGGUGUCACUCAGUGAGGUCCGAUUUAUUUCCCCUUUUUCUUUCAUUAAAAGUAAGGCCACUUGUACUUCACAAAUAAAACGGCUGGUAUAAGAACCAUAAAAAGUAAAGCAAACAGUCCACAUGAUGUUGUAGCUACUACGUAUUUGGAAUGUUCAAAACCUCUUCAGUAAAAAUUUGUUAAAGACACAAUUUUCUGCAGGUACAGGUCCAAGAAUGACAGCUGCCUACAUCUGAAACAUGGUAAGAACGACUCUCUGGUCCUACUGCUGACACUAGUUAUGAACAGAGGCACUUGCUUAUGAAUCUCCUUGCUCACUCAGCAUUGCUCCUUUAAAGAGGAAACUCCACCAAAAUCAAAUUAGCGCUUUAAAAACUGAUGGUUUUUAUACCGGCUAUGAAUUUGCAAUAUGGUAUGCGUUUAUCUCUCCCCUUCUUCCCACUUUGCCCUUUAAUCUUUCUCUGUUCCCAUAUCCUUCACUGUCUUCUCAGCCAUUCCUUACUCCAAUGAGUGGCAAAUCUGCCUGUUUAACAAACAAACACCACAGACCAGCAAGCAAAACCAGGUCUUCCUCAGCAAACCCAGGGCCGGGUGCGAGGAGCCAGGCCAUUCUAUCUCAGGACUUGGCACUUUUUGCUCGUUAGAGACUUCUUUUCAAUUGAGACAACAUAUAGGUACUUAAAAGUAAUUUAUUUGUUUCUAGUGAGAAAGAAAGAUGUGCUUUAUUUAUUUUUAAUAUUUUAAAAAUAUGGCAUGGGGACUACUUAACUGUAUUCUGCUAUCAAGUUUUUUCUUUAUUGGUAACCAUUGCUAGAGCUCUCUCUACUAUUUACAAGUAAUAUUUAUUUCAUCCCCUUUUGCUCUAAUUUUACUUUUAACCACAUAACCACCAGUCCAGGGAACCUGGCUUUGUAAUUGAUUUGGUCUCUGCUAAGCUUUAAAUCCACAGUGUGUCUGCAUUUUCUUCCGGUGACAAUUGUUUUCAAAGGAGCCACCUUGGAUUCUGUUCUCUCUCACACAACCACAUCCAGGUGCUGUCCGUUCUGUCUCUUGGGUCUGUCUGGCUUUCCUCUCGAACUCCUCACUGCCAUGGCCCAGCUCAGGAGCACAGACUUGCCAUUGGGUUGUUGCAAUAGCUUUUGUGUCAUUUUCCUGCCUCCAGGCUUGCUUUCGGCCAGCUCCCAGAGGAAUCUGCUCAAACCCAAACUGAUUGUGUCACUUCCUGACUAAAAACAGUCAGUGCUUUUCACCGUCUGAAGG